Messenger RNA from Ornithorhynchus anatinus (platypus), 1081 nucleotides. RefSeq names its product synaptonemal complex protein 3-like. Gene Ontology annotation, cellular component: synaptonemal complex. The record is from RefSeq and is a predicted model, not a curated record. The transcript is spliced from 5 exons. Bases 391 to 699 code for a protein of 102 amino acids. NCBI's taxonomy places the organism in Eukaryota, Metazoa, Chordata, Mammalia, Monotremata, Ornithorhynchidae. Gene Ontology annotation, biological process: meiotic cell cycle; spermatid development.
AAAAGAAUUUCCAAUCCAUCUGAAAAUAAUCUUUUUUUGAAAACACCUGCCACAUAGGGCAAAUUCAUUCUUUACAGAAUUUGUGGAGCCAUUGCCCAUUUUUUACUCUAUGCUAAUACUGAUGAUUCAUUUUUAAUGUCUGUUGUAACCUCCGUGUAAUAGAAUGUAACAAAAUUCCUCCACUACGUGAGGUAUUAAUAACUGUUUCACUGUAGCUGAUAUUAGCAAGAUUGUUUGUGCAAAGAGAAAAAGACUGAAAGUGGACACUAAAGCUUUGCUCCAAGUGACUACCCAGAAACUUGAACAGAUUUGGCAAACGGAGAAAGAGCAGAGGAAUGUCUAUUUCCUGUGGAUGAUGAUGGCCUCUAGUUAUUUUGCCUUUUCAGGAAUAUGAUCCAAAAAGACUAUUCCCUGCACUUUCUGACAAUAUUUAAGCAAUGGGAUAAGGAUAUUCAGAAAACUGAAGAAUGCAAAGAAAAAUUAGGUAAGCUGAUUUAUGAACAACAAAAAGUUUGCCAGCAAUUAAGAUUGAUUCAGAGCCAAAGGCUGAAUACAAUUAAGCAGAUAUGUGAACAAUUUUCAAAGGUUAAUGAAGAAAUGGAAAAGAAAAAUGAAAUCGUUUUAAUAAAAUCACAAAAUGAAAUUGAAAAAGAAUUUCUUGCACAACGAAGCAAGAUUAGAUUGGACAGUAGAGAGUAAAAGAUGGGAAGUUUCCUCAUUUGCCUCCAGUCCGUGUAAUUUUGAAUGCUCUGAGAAGAAAGAAUUUAUACCUAAGUAAUGUGAUAUAACUGUAACCAUUAGCUAAGGGAAUUUUAAGUUGUUGCUGUGCUUUAAAAACUUUCAAGUUCCUAAACCUGAAGUUUUAAAUAGGUAGUUAAUGAAAUGCUUGAAUCUCUAUCAUAGAGUCCACCGGUGUAAACAAAAGAAUGUCUUAUGUAUAUUACACAUCUGAACUGGGUACUUUCGCUUAAAUAUUACUAACAUUGUAAAAAUGACAAAUGUUUUGGUAUUUGGUGAAUAUUUUUUCAACCUGAACAGUGAAAAAGCCUACUUGGUGCCAAUAAAAAUUUGGUCGAUUUUA